AUGGUCACAUCACGGUGAGUUUUGCGAUCAGUUUUUUAUAGAAACAUUUUCCUAACUUUGCUCAAAAAUGUCGCAUUUUUUCGGAGACUGUCUGUCAAAAAUCUAAUCCUCAAGAUUAAAAAAGGUAGCUCAAAGUAAGAUCAUCAUUUUCAUUGGUAUUUGGAAAAACAGUCAAAAACGUUGUACAGUCCUAAAGAGGACAUUAAAAAAGCCUGGGUCUUAAAGAACUUUUUUUUUGAAGAGCAGAAACUUCGAAGUUAUUUCAUUUUUUUUUGAUCAUUUUUAAUAUAAAAAACCUGAAUAUAGAUGAUUACUGAUUACAUUUUUGAUUCAGAUAUAUAAUCACUGUGGUGACAGUUGUGUUGGGCGGAAGCGCUCAAUUUUACAGCUACGGGGUGGUGAAUCCAGCCCAAGUGGUCAUCACCGACUGGAUAAACUCUACUUAUGCCACAAGGUAACAAUAUCUUCCAUUAAAAAUAAAUAACAAUAUUUAGAUAUUCAACUCCUCUCACACUAACCGCUUCUAACUUUAUCUGGUCUUUCGUAGUUUCUAGCAUAGCUAUUGGUGCAAUCAUCGGUGCUUCCCUCACUCGGUGAGUGGCUUCGUUUCUACUGUUUCUAAAUUUGUUCUGAACCCAGGGUUAUUGGAGAACGGUUUGGAAGAAGGAACGGGCUGAUUAUCAACGGAAUCGCCAAUGUUUUCGGCGCACUUUUCGAGCUUUUUGCCAAACCGCUACAGUUUUUCAUCUACCGGCUUCUUUUAAGAAGAAAACAUUUUCAGCUCUCCGGAAAUGUUAAUAGCGGGUAGAUUCAUUUUCGGUAUAAAUAUGGGUCUGACAAGCGGUCUUGUGCCCAUGUACCUGAUGGAAAUCACUCCAAUGCGGUAUCGUGGACCAGCUGGAACACUUCAUCAGGUGCGUCAUCUGAAGAAAAACUAUCUUCGAUUCUCAUACAAACCUUCAAAAAGUGUCAAGACCAAUCUCAAUAUUCAGAUAAAAUCAUUCCUAAUUCAAAAAGUUAACUUUUGAAAACCAAAAGUAGUUAUUCAGGUAGCCGUGGCUUUUUCCGACUGGUUUUCUUUGUUGAUUGGGCUGCCUGAAGUCCUUGGAGGAGAAAAGCUCUGGCCAUACGCUUUCGCGUUUCCAGGCGUUCCUGCCCUGGCUUUGGUCUGCAUUUUGCCAUUCUGUCCCGAAUCUCCAAAAUAUACUCUUGGAAAAAUCGGCAAUCGAGAAAAAGUAGUUUUUAGUUCUUAACCCUCAUUUAUUCCUAUUUUUGUAGGCUUUGAGAGAUAUAAAACUGCUUUCGGGCGAGAGCUCUGCGAAUCAAAUGUUUGAAUCGAUUAUUCGCGAGAUAGCCUUGGACCGGGUUAGUUAAAAAAGAAACAAGGCAUUUUAUUUGACAUUUUGCAGUCUGGAAGCGGGACUUUCCAUGAGCUCUUCACUAGAAAAGACCUCCGUGUUCCUCUCGUCGUCUCCAUUCUGGUCAUGAUCGCUCAACAGUUCACCGGUUGCACAGCCGUCUUUGCUUAUUCGACGGACAUGUUUUUGAACGCCAAACUCGAUCCGUAAGUAGAAGAAACACUUUUUUUAAAAUCUUUUUUGCUCUAGAUCGCUGGCCCGUUACAGCACUCUGGCAAUUGGCAUCGUUUAUUUUCUGUUUGCUUGCACUUCUCCUUAUUUGAUUGAAAAGGCUCGAUUCAUAGGGAAAAUAACUUGAACUGAAAAAUUCUAGGUCGGCCGCCGUCCUUUAUCGCUAUUCCAACUGACAAGUUGUCUGUUCGCGCUGAUUCUUUUAUCGUUGUUCACAUAUCUUCAAAACUACUUGAUGGUAAAAAUUUCGAUCGAGUAUCGUACAUACGUUUUUGGAUUUUUCAGAUGGAAUGGGCAAGCUAUGGUACUAUUUUUGCUUUGAUCUUGUACAUGUGCGUUUAUGGAGUAGGAUCUCCGAUUCCAUGGAUUAUCGCCAGUGAAUUAUUCACUCAGCAGGUACUUUUCAAAAAUUUAAAAAAAAACAAGCAUAUUUGAAAUCUCAUUUGUCUCACAAUGUAGAUGAUUUUGAUUUAUUGUGGGGAUUCCCUGUGAAUUGGUCAAAAUGACUUUGAUUCACCAAAGCAUGUCUCAAUCUCCACAUUCUUUGAUUUAGUAUUUAUCUUAAGAUCAGAUAAAAAGGGAAAAAUCAAAAACAAAAUCAAUACUCACACUUAUAACUUUGAAUUAUUUGUGAAUUGAAACAGAAAAGGUCUGGAAGAAUCAAGAAAAAAACGAAAAAACUUAAUUCUUCUCAUUUUAUUUAAAUCCCCAAUAUUGAUUUGCAGUUUCGAGCCACCGCGGUCACCGUAUCGGUUUUUGUCGCCUGGACUUUUGCUUUUUUGAUCAGUACCAGUUACUUACCUUUCCAGCAGGUUUGAGUCACCUUUGUCCUUUCCCUAUUUCCGUCUGGUUCAGCUCGUUGGUGUGUCGUUCAGCUACUUGCCCUUUAUUGUUGUGAUUUCCAUCAGCAUUGUCUUCAUGUAUAUAUUGUUACCAGGUUUGUUUUCGUCUUCAAGUGAAAAAAGGUUAGAUGUCAGGAGGAAUCAAAAUUUUGUAAAAAUAAAUGUUUUUGAUUUUUUGUUUUUUUUGAAACAAUAUGAGGUCUUUCUGACUUCAAUACAAAAAAUGAAAAAGAAGCUUUUGCAAAUUUUCAGAACAUUUAAAAAAUACCAUCAUUGAGAGAGAUGUACUCAAAAAAGCUCUUGCAUAUUUUUUUUACUGUAAGCUUUCAGAGUGAGUUUCUGAGUUGAGACUGAGGUUCAAAUUUUUGAAAUCACCUUCACUGAAGUAAAAAAAACCUCAAAUAAUAUUUUACAGAAACCCGCGACCGACCGAUCCCUGAAAUAGUGUCGGAGGUACGCAAGGACUGUAUAACAAGCAUAUCGGAGAAAUGUGCGCAGGUGCAUCAUCGAACGGCGUCCCUGUCUGCCGGAAGGCCGUGGGAGGCGAGUAGGCCGGCGAGCCGUCAGGAGAUGCAGCGACUCCUCGACUCCAUCGACCGUCGUGUCUACAACUCCAGCGAGAGCGUUUUUGAAGAGCCCUGA
Messenger RNA from Caenorhabditis auriculariae, 3073 nucleotides. Lineage: Eukaryota; Metazoa; Nematoda; Chromadorea; Rhabditida; Rhabditidae. The record is from the annotation of a GenBank genome assembly.